This is a messenger RNA of Hymenoscyphus albidus, 831 nucleotides long. The record is from the annotation of a GenBank genome assembly. Lineage: Eukaryota; Fungi; Ascomycota; Leotiomycetes; Helotiales; Helotiaceae.
AUGAAGCUGAUCGAACAAAGGGGCUUGGAAGACCUUAAGCGAAAUGCACUCGUCUCGGUGUUUUUGAGAGUUCUGGAGGUGAGUCGCUGCUGAGUUAUCUCUUCCUCUGUUGGCUUCGUUUUAGCAGCGCCAAGGUGACUUUUUCUGCUAUAACGUGCUCUGUUCUCCUAAAUGUGCCUUCAGCCCCUAUAAAACAGGCAGAAGUGCUCAUGUGCUAGACGUAGUAAUACUGACUCUAAGUGUUUACACAGUAUUAUGAUGGGAUUCUAAUCUUGACAUCUAACAGAGUUGGAACGUUUGAUGUAAGCAACCUAUUUUUGACCUAUCUUUUUUCCCCCAUACCUGUAAAAGCGCAAACUAACAACAAUACAGGAAGCCUUCAAAUCCAGAAUCCAGCUUGCUCUCAACUAUGCCAACUUGACAAAAUACCAGCGUAUUGAAAUUUGGAAGAACUUCAUCUCCCGACUUCAGACACUGGGAGAACAGAACAUUGAUUUCCAUGAUCUGAAAGACCACGUUGAGCAGCUAGCUGAAAACGAGAUGAACGGUCGACAGAUAAGGAAUGCAAUCACUACUGCGAGACAAUAUGCACAGUGGAAGAAGACUAUUCUGACUUAUGAUCAUUUGAAGGACAUCAUUGAGAUUUCCGGGAGGUUUGAUAAGUAUCUUGAUAAGUUGAACGAUGGGUAUAGUCAGGAUCGAAUUGCUCAGGAUGAUGGUUUGAGGUUUGCGGGGCGUGCUUAAUGAAUUUCUUAGUUAUAUUUUUAGGGAUAUGUUCUUUGGUACAAGGAUGCAAUUUCAGACUCAAGUUCAAAUAGCUCUUCCCCUCCC